UGUGGCGCUGCUUUUUGUUGUUGGUCAUCUCAUCAUCUAGAAGGGAUUGUUAAUUGGCCAACUAGCCUUACAAAAAGAGUUGUUUCGAAUUCUUUAAUUAUUGAUGUCACUUCGGGUUACGUUUUUGUAUUCUUUAAAUAACGAAGACCUAUUGACCUCAUCCUGCUUGUCAUGGCUGAAGACAGAGAGAUCUUACGUGAGAUAUGGGAAGGCAGACUGCCAGUCUGUUUUACUUUAGCUACAGAGGAAGUGUCCACACCUAUUGCACCAGAUCCAUUCUAUCUUAUGGUUCCACGCUUGACUUACUUCCCUCUUGUCACAGAUAAAGUUCGGAGGCACUUUGUAAGGUGUGUUGUCCCAGAAAAGCAUGACAAUGAAAUGUGGCUGGAGUUUGAAAAAUUUCCUCUGAAAUGGUAUUUCUUUGAUAUAUUAAAAAAUAAGUAUUUUUCUAUACAAUACAUAUGUAGGCAUUAUCCAAUUGGACUUAUCUACGAUCUGCUGGUCACAAAUUCAGAAUUACCAUGGCAGAUAACAGUCCAUUUUGACAAAUAUCCUGAUAACAAAUUACUCAAAUGCCCCUCAAAAGAUGUUGUUGAAUCCCAUUUGAUGCACAGCUUAAAGGAAGCUGAUGCUCUGAAACAUAAGAAUCAUAUAAUGGCUCUAAUGCAAGAGCGUGACCACAAGCAACUUUGGUUAGGACUCUUACAUGACAGGUUCGACCAAUUCUGGUCAGCAAAUCGAAAGUUAAUGGAACAUAGCGCUGAGGAUGGUUUCCGUUACAUUCCAUUUCGUCUGUAUGCCCCUCAGUUAACUUCCAAGCCUUUUAUGCAAUAUCUAGUCAAAUCAAUUGAAAACGAGAAGAGACUAACUCUGGAAGAUUUACUUCAGAGAGCGAAUCUCAAUUUCGAAUCUAAAGGACCAUUUCAAGUCGUCAUUCACGGGAUUGAUCUCCCUCUGGAAACUCCUCUUCAGUGGAUAAGUGAGCAUUUAAGUUAUCCGGAUAACUUCCUGCAUCUAUGCAUCCGAUACUCUUCACCUUAAGUCUAGAGCUGAGGCGUUAUUUUGAUGAUUUCUUUUGGGUUUGCACCCAUACAAUGUUUUGACGAUUUUUUUUCUCUAUCGGGUUUUUCUACCUUUUCAAUAGGACAAAGUUGGUGUCCGCUUAGUCAAAUGACUUUGUAUCGUUCCCAUUCCCCAUUUUGAUAUACAUAGUGUACAUUUUGGC
Molecule: messenger RNA, 1225 nt
Organism: Daphnia magna
Lineage: Eukaryota; Metazoa; Arthropoda; Branchiopoda; Diplostraca; Daphniidae
Gene: Atg5
Product: autophagy protein 5
Exons: 5
Coding region: 172-1041 (289 amino acids)
Biological process (GO): autophagosome assembly; cellular response to nitrogen starvation; nucleophagy
Cellular component (GO): cytoplasm; Atg12-Atg5-Atg16 complex; phagophore assembly site membrane
Source: RefSeq, a predicted model, not a curated record